Trichoderma breve is the source of this 4659-nucleotide messenger RNA. RefSeq names its product ribonuclease III domain-containing protein. Lineage: Eukaryota; Fungi; Ascomycota; Sordariomycetes; Hypocreales; Hypocreaceae. Gene Ontology annotation, cellular component: RISC complex; cytoplasm; nucleus. The transcript has 5 exons. Gene Ontology annotation, biological process: siRNA processing. The coding region runs from base 1 to 4659 and encodes 1552 amino acids. The record is from RefSeq and is a predicted model, not a curated record. Gene Ontology annotation, molecular function: ATP binding; RNA binding; ribonuclease III activity.
AUGUCGGGUAGUGGCGGCCUGUUGCUAGAGGCAGCGUCGUCACCGGUCAUGUUGACGCCUGCGGAUAAACCUCUCGUUGCUCAUGCUACUGCCGCGGGCGAUUCUACAGCUAAGACUCUAGAUAUUGUUCUACCGGAGCGACCUAAACAUUCAACCUCAGAGGCUCUCGAGGAACACCCACAGAUUACGAUUUCUCCUGAAGACGCCGAUGAAAUCGAAGAUGUCGACCAAUCUGACGAAACAUCUGAUGCACAGAAGGCGCCAAUAGCGAGGAAACGACAGCAAGAUCUGGCGUUUCAGGACUGGUUGGUCAAGAACCAGAGAGAACUCACUGAGAACUCCAAGGAAGUCUUGGAAAGCCACCUGGACAAACUCUCAAUCUCGCGACUCUACGAAGAUAACGCUUUCCAGAAGAUCAUUACAAGUCCUCGCGAGUAUCAAAUUGACCUGUUCGAGAGAGCAAGAGACGAGAAUACAAUCGUUGUUCUUGAUACAGGCUCCGGCAAAACAUUGAUUGCAGCUCUUCUCAUGCGGCAUAUUCUCCAAGUAGAGCUGCAGAGUCGCGCUGAGGGCUACCGGCACAAGACGGCUUUUUUUCUUGUGGAAAAAGUUGCCUUAUGUUUCCAGCAGCACGCCGUUCUGACCACCAAUCUCGAGUUUCCGGUUGGCAAGUUUUUCGGCGAAAUGAUAGGCGUGGUUCGGUCUCAGGAGUACUGGGAUAGGCAAUUUGCCGAAAACAUGGCCAUUGUGUGCACCGCACAGAUCUUGCUUGACCUUCUGACCUGUGGGUUCAUUUCUAUGAGCCAGAUCAGCUUGCUUGUUUUCGAUGAGGCGCACCAUGCAAAGAGAAAUCAUCCUUACGCCCGCAUCAUCAAGGACCACUAUAUGCGCUUGACUGACGGACGUCCUCGUAUUCUUGGCAUGACAGCAUCUCCCGUCGACGCCUUGACGAGGGAUGUUUGGCAUGCCGCUUCUGAAUUGGAGAGCAUGCUGUGCAGCAAAAUUGCCACCAUCUCCGACGAGGCUUUGAUGCAAAGUCAAGCACACCGUCAGCAAGUUGAGGUCAAGGAAUACUAUGAUAGACUGGAAGAUCCCGAAUUCUCAAAGACGAGGCUUUGGGAUUCCAUUUCGCGCUGUGUCCGCAGCAACCCUCAAUUCAGAAGACAUCUGGAAUUUGCGUCCAACGCAUCCUCGAUCUUGGGGACAUGGUGUGCUGACCGCUACUGGCAACUCCUAACGACGGACAAUGAGAUGCUCAAAAUUGAAGCUAGAACUGGACGUGACAACUUGGAGCUCGACGUCGCCGCCGGCGAUAAGGCGAUGGCGGCUGUCGCUCAAGUGAGAGGGAUCAUCAAGGACUACGUCUUCGGGGCCAUCCAGGCCGGUUCUCCAGAACUUUCGUCCAAAGCCAAGACGCUUUACGAAGUUCUUGAAGAUGCUUUCUAUCUCUUUGAGCAGCCGGGGAUGCAGAUUCCUGGAGUAAAGGCUGCCUACAUGAUUGGAUCUCAAUCUUCAACCGCCAGCGCGGCGUACAUGUCUUACAGAGACCAGAUCGUGUCCCUACAAAAGUUUCGACGUGGUGAAACGAACUGUCUGUUUGCAACGUCCGUUGCAGAAGAAGGAAUCGACAUACCAGAGUGCGACGUGAUUAUCCGAUUUGAUUUGUAUAAAUCUGCGAUUCAAUAUAUCCAGUCCAAAGGCCGGGCUCGACAAAAAUCGUCACUCUAUGUCAGCAUGGUCGAGGUAGGCAAUCUGGACCAUAUACGCAAACUACGACGGGCAGCCAGGGAUGCUCAUGCGCUGCGACAGUUUUGCUCUGCCCUGCCUGAAGAUCGCAAGGUUCUUGAUUUUAUCGUUGGCCCUGAUAUUCUGGCUGCCCAAGAACAAGUGACUCAGAGGAGAUUUACUGUCGCCGAGACAGGCGCUCAGCUUACGUUCAUCACGAGCUUGGAAGUGCUGUCAAAAUUUGCCUCGUCGUUCCCAAACCAUGCUGAGGAAGGAAUGCUGCACUUGGAGUACAUUGUCACUUCCGUAGGGCAAAAGUUUACUGCUCAAGUCAUUCUACCAGACGGGUCUCCGGUCAAGAUGUUUUCUGGAGAAGUGCAGAAAAGCAAGCAGUUGGCAAGAUGCUCUGCUGCCUUUGAAGCCUGUGUAUAUCUGAUCAACAAAAAGUACAUCACUGGGAAUCUACAGCCGGCGUUUACCAAGAAAUUGCCCAGUAUGAGGAAUGCAAGGCUGGCGAUUUCAUCAGAUAAAAAAUCCGAAUAUGCCAUGCGAAUUAAACCGGAUUUUUGGUCUUCAUGUCUCGCUCCAGAGCCCCCGACUACUUUGUAUCAGACCACCAUAGCCCUCGACCAGCCGGAAGCUCUUGGGAGAGCAUCUCGCCCUCUGAUUCUCCUGACUAGGAAGCCGUUGCCUGACAUACCGAGCACCCCGUUAUUUUUCGGUGGCGGUCGAACGUCGGUUGUACGCCUUUCGAAUGCGCAAACGUCGUUUGAAAUGCUACCCCAGAGGAUAGAGGCGCUUGCAAGUUUUACGUUAAGGCUCUUUACCGACGUUUUCAGCAAGGAGUAUGAUGCCAAGUCGCACGAAAUUCCCUACUUCCUUGCUCCUAGCAAGCUCUCAUCAGGUGGUGACAAAGCGGCAGAGAUUGACUGGGAAGCAGUACAGUAUGCCCACGAGAACGAAAAUCUUCACUGGGAAGAUGCUCCAAGUGAGUUCUUCAAAGACAAGCUCGCUACAGAUCCGUGGGACGGAUCUCGAAAGUUCAUCUUGCAUGGUAUCAGUGAAGAGCUAAAGCCGUCUGAUCCAACGCCAACAGGUGUUCCGCAACCCAAGAGUCUGGGGUACAGAAAGGUUGAGCCAAUCAUCAAGGAAUACAGCAACAGCCUUUCUAUCAAGUCGAGGAAGAGAAUGAACUGGAGAGAUGACCAGCCAGUCGUCAAUGCAGAGCUACUCCCGAUCCGCCGAAACUUCCUAGACGAAUUCUUUGUAGAAGAAGAGGGAGGUGGCGCUUGCUAUGUCAUCUUAGAGCCUCUGUGCGUGUCACCAAUCCCGAUAGAUGUCGUCUCCAUGGCCUUGAUUUUGCCCGUUGUAAUGUAUCGAAUCGACUCAGUCUUGCUAGCUCUUGAAGCCUGUUCUCUUGUCGGUCUGUCUAUUCGCUCUGAUCUUGCCCUCGAGGCUGUGACGAAAGACAGCUUCAACACAGAAGAACACGGCGAAUACCAGAUCGAUUUUCAGCCUGGAAUGGGCAAGAAUUACGAACGCCUGGAGUUUCUUGGCGAUACAUUCUUGAAGAUGGCCACAACCAUUUCCAUCUUCACUCUUCAUCCCCGUGCAGAUGAAUUUGAGUCUCACGUCACGCGAAUGUUGAUGCUGAACAACCAGAAUCUCUUUGACCAUGCCGUAGAGAAGGAUAUGCCUGCCUACAUUCGCACUAAAGCAUUUGACCGUCGGACAUGGUAUCCGAGUAACAUGACGCUGAAGAGAGGUAAAGCAGCUAAAACGGAAGCAAAGCAUUGUCUGUCGCACAAGUCGAUUGCAGAUGUUUGUGAGGCGCUCAUUGGAGCAGCUUAUAUGACAAGCACCACCGAGAACAUGGACAUGGCGGUUAAGGCCGUUACAGCCAUGGUCUGCUCAAACAACCACACAAUGCUCGAGUACAAGGAUUAUUUUGCAACGUUCGCUGUCCCGAAGUGGUACGGCCAGCAGACAUCCGCCGCACAGCGCCUCACCGUGGACAAAGUUGCCGACAUCACAGGCUAUCGCUUCACGUGUGCCCCUCUCGUACGCAGUGCCUUCCGACAUCCAUCGUAUGUCUAUGAGAAGAACAUCUCUGAUUACCAACGACUCGAAUUCUUGGGAGAUGCACUACUGGACAUGGCAGUGGUGGACUUUCUGUUUAAGCGGUUCCCUGAAGCAGAUCCGAAAUGGCUCACGGAACACAAGAUGGCCAUGGUGUCGAACCAAUUCCUCGGCUGUCUCUGCGUCAAGCUUGGUCUUCACAAACAUAUUCUGCUGGCUACAAAUUCCCUCCUCGGCGACAUUGGGCGGUACGCAGGCCAGCUUGAGCAAGCAGAGGAGAUGGCUAGGCAGAAAUCACAGGGCGGCGACCAGGAAUCUUCUUCUGAUGGAAACUCCUCCCAAGCUGAAGCUCAAUCAAUCUCCCAGGAUUUCUGGAUCGAGGUGCCACAGCCUCCAAAAGCUCUGGCUGACGUUGUUGAAGCUUUGGUGGGAGCCAUGUUUGUUGAUUCGGGAUUCUCUUUCUCUGUCGUUCUAAACUUUUUCACCAAAUUCAUCCAGCCCUUCUUUGAGGACAUGGCGCUAUACUCGUCGUUUGCGUCGAACCACCCUGUCACGGCCUUGUCACACAAGCUACAGGCCGAGUUUUGCUGCAACCAGUGGAAGCUUCAUGUGGCCAAUGUGCCGACGUCCAUAGAUACCGGCAUCGCUGUGGCGUCUGAGAGCGACCUUCUUUGUGCCCUUAUGGUCCACGGCAAGGUGAUUGCGCACGCUACCUCGUCGAAGAGCGGCAUGGAGGCCAAGGUGACGGUUGCCAAGCUAGCGCUGGAGAAGCUCGCACUUAUUCAAGACGCGGCCCAGUUUAGAAGAGAGAUGGAGUGUGAUUGUAGCGACGGCCCAGCAACCGUCUCGAGCUAG